CCAGGCAACCUCCUUCGAAAGCUCCCGAGGAAGACAGCUGGGCGAGUGGGAGACACGGCCGUGUUCUGUGUGGAGCUGGCCAAGCCAGAGGGCCCCAUCCACUGGCUGUGGAACCAGAAGGAGGUGGUGGCCGGGGGCCGAGUGGCCAUUACUGCCGAAGGCACGUGCCACACGCUGACCGUCUCCCAGUGCAGCCUGGACGAUGCCGGUGAGGUGGCCUUUGUGGCUGGGGGCUGCCGGACAUCCACCCAGUUCUGCGUGUCAGCCCCCAGAAGGCCGCUCCUGCGUGCUCCUGAGGCCCCUGUGGUGAAGGCCAGGACAGAGAGCUCCGUGACCCUUGGCUGGUCGCCACCCCCCCAUGGGGACCGCCCUGUUGCUAUCGACGGCUACCUGGUGGAGAGGAAGAGAGUGGGCACCUACCCCUGGAGCCGGUGCCAUGAAGACGAGUGGGUGGCAGUGCCUGAGCUGACUGUGGCUGGCGUGGCCGAGGAGGGGGAUUUCCAGUUCAGGGUGUCAGCUGUGAACAGCUUUGGCCACAGCCCCUACCUCGAGUUCCCGGGAACUGUACACCUGGCCCCACAGCUGGCUGUGAAAACACCUCUGAAGGCGGUGGAGGCAGUGGAAGGCGGCGAGGUGACCUUCUCUGUGGACCUCACGACGGCCUCAGCAGGGGAGUGGUUCCUGGACGGGCAGGCGCUGAAGGCCAGCAGCGUGUACGUGAUACACCGUGACGGCACCCGGCACACCCUCACCAUUCGCUUGGUGCCUGUCAGCCUGCACGGGGCCGAGCUCAAGUUCGUGGCCAAUGGUAUCGAGAGCAGCAUCCGCAUGGAGGUCCGAGCAGCCCUGGGGCUGACGACCAAGGGUCCGGCAGCAGCAGUGGCAGCACGGGAGGUGCUGGCCCGGCUGCACGAGGAGGCCCAGCUCCUGGCCGAGUUAUCGGACCAGGCUGCAGCUGUGACGUGGCUCAAGGACGGACACGCACUGUCUCCAGGCCCCAAGUAUGAGGUGCAGGCGUCAGCUGGGCAGCGGGCACUGCUAGUGCGGGACGUGAAGCGAGAAGACGCAGGCCUGUAUGAGUGUGUCAGCCACGGGGACCGCAUCACCUACCAACUAUUGGUGCAAGGUGACACCAGUGCCUCACAUCCUGUCUUGCACAAGGACAUGGCUGGUGGCUGUGUAGACGCCAUGGCCGGGGGCUCAGCCCACUUUGAGGCCCACAUGUGUGUACACUGGUACAAGGAUGGGGUGGAGCUUGGUCACUCCUGCCGGUACUUCUCACAGGAGGACAUGGGCAGGCUGGUGGCUACCUCAGUCACCGUGCAGGAUGAGGGCACCUACUUGUGCCAAGUGGGCGAGGACUCUGUGGACUUCCGGUCGCGUGUCUGUGAGCCCUCGGCGAUGUUUGCCAAGGAGCAGCCAGCACUCAGGGAGGUACAGGCCGAGGUGGGGGCCAGUGCCACACUGAGCUGUGAGGUGGCCCAGGCCCAGACGGAGGUGACAUGGUACAAGGAUGGGAAGAAGCUGAGUGUGAGCUCAAAAGUGUGCAUGGAGGCCAAGGGCUGCACCCGGCAGCUGGUGGUGCAGCAGGUGGGGAAUAGGGACGCUGGGGAGUACAGCUGUGAGGCCAGGGGGCGGAAGCUUUCUUUUGCACUGUGGCUUGCUGAGGCCACACUGAUAUUUGCCAAGGAGCAUCCAGCAUGCAGGGAAGUGCAGGCUGAGGUGGGGGUGAACACCAUGCUAAGCUGUGAGGUAGCCCUGGCCCAGACAGAGGUGAUAUGGUUCAAGGAGGGAAAGAAACUGAGUUCAAGCUCAAAAAUGUGUGUGGAGGCCAGGAAGGGCUGCACCCCGAGACUGGUGGCGCAUCAGGUAGGCAAGGUAGGUGCUGGUGAAUACAGCUGAGAGGCCAGGGGCUGAAAGAUCUCCUUCCACCUCAACAUCACAGGUGGGUUCCUUGAGAAUAACUUUGGCCACUUUCCUCCAGCCUUAGGAAUUGACCUUGUGUCAGAACAUCACCAAAAUGUACACUUGAGAUAUAUGUUUGUAAACACAACUCUACACCUUCCUGGGCACAUGGCAUCACUGGCUCCAAGGAGAAAAUUUACUGAACUCUUAAGUUUUGGUCUCACAGGCUGGUACCAGCUUUGUGUCUCUGACACUGUGUCUCCCUUUCUGUGCCCAGAGUCCUCUGCGGUGUUUAUCAAGGGACAGCCAGCACAUAAGGAGGUGCAGGCCGUGGUGGGGGCCAGCACCACACUGAGCUGCGAGGUGGCCCAGGCCCAGACGGAGGUGAUGUGGUACAAGAACAGGAAGAAGCUGAAUUCAAGCUCAAAAGUGCAUGUGGAGGCCAAGGGCUGCACCCGGAGGCUGGUGGUGCAGCAGGUGGUCAAGGCAGAUGCCGGGGAGUACAGCUGUGAGGCCGGGGGCCAGAAGGUCUGCUUCCACCUGGAUGUCACAGGUCAGUCCUUGGAGGUAGUAACUUAGCCUUGUGUGGAGGUGAUGGGACUGGCUUGCAUCCCCCAACAGACCCGAUGAUCUUCCCACUAGACUUCAUCUCUUUUAGCCUUCUGUCCUCCCACCUCCAUUUUCAUACCCAUGGCUGGACCAAGGGAGGCUGGAUGGGUAGGCUGUGAACAGAAGGGAUAAUGGUGUUCCUAUAAACCCUGAGUGGUGUUUCCACAC
This is a messenger RNA of Aethalodelphis obliquidens (Pacific white-sided dolphin), 2682 nucleotides long. Its product is annotated as obscurin-like. Lineage: Eukaryota; Metazoa; Chordata; Mammalia; Artiodactyla; Delphinidae. Gene Ontology annotation, molecular function: protein binding. The record is from RefSeq and is a predicted model, not a curated record.